AUGCCGACCAAAGAAUUCCGCCUGGAUUUGCGGGAUGCCUCCACCCCACAGCAAUAUUUGCACCUGCGCAAGGUUAAGCCCGGAGACUACGAUGACUCCAUCUCUUUUAAUUUCCAUGACCCCAGUUCAGGAACUGCUCUUGAAUUCCAAGUUGUGGUAUCUGACCCUUCCGACUACCCCACAGAUCACAGCUUCGUGGUCUUCGCAUCAACCGACAAUGUCACUCCACAGGUUACAAUCGCCUUGGAAAAGGCACAGAAUAAGGGCAUCUUCACCGGCGUCUCCCUUCACGACGCCUUGACUACCGUCGAUCGUAUCGUCCAUAAUGUACUUCGCGAACCAAACCCCCACUCUUCAGGGGAACGAAACCAUGAACAUAAUUCUGAUGACAGUGACGGAGCGAUGGAUGACUAUGAGGACUUUUCUGACGAUGAAGCAAACUUCCAUCUAACUCCCCGACAGGGACCGACACUCCCCCAGAAGCUUCGGCAGGACCUUCGUCUUGCCAAGGCAGCGGGGUUCAAGGUUGGAUAUUUGGGAAGCAAGACGGGACCGGUCAUUUUGUCCAUCGCUCGCCGCAUCUCCAAGCUGGAUAUCUCAAAAGAAGCCAUGCAAGCAUGGACUGUGCAGCCCUCGGAAUACCUGGUGCUCUUGAUCCGGUACUCAAACGUAUAUCAGGAUCUGCAAGGCAUUCUCGAAAUGAACGAAUCCGCGGCCCCUUGUCCUCAAAUGCGCAUCGGACUUUGCGACUCUUACAAACCAUCAUCUUUCAAGGCUGCCCUCCUUUCUUUUCAAGCCCCCACGUCAUUUACAACUGAAGGGGAUUCUUCCAAGCCCUCUGAGACGGGGCCAAAGACAAGUCUCAGACCGAUGUUUAUUGGGUCAUCACUCAACAAACUUCUGAAUGAACGACUUCUAGGAAUUAUGACCUAUCGCAAGAAGUUUUGCCUUUCAUGGACAGGCGCCGAAUUUCUCUUUCACGCCAGUCAAGGAAAGGUCAUUAGCGGGGAAGAUGCAGGCGACCCCAAAUUUUACGUUCAAGACACCUGGGUUUCGCCUCCUCCAAGUAGCCUAGCCUCAGAUCAUUACAUGGAAGCUGGCUUAGACACAACUAAAACUUCGUUUCCUCUCGUUGCUAUGCAAUUCACGCUUCGCCACUUUGUCAAGUGCACAGAGUUUUGUCUUGUAUGCCAUUGCAAGACCUUCGAUAGUUUCGAGGCCCUGAAGCCAUAUGUCUGCUCCAAUGGAUUGUGUCUCUAUCAAUACAUGACCUUCGGAAUGGGCCCCAGUGUGGAAUACGAUAUUCGGACACAGCCCUUUGUCGUCGACCUACUUGUGUCUUUGGCAUACGCCCGAGCAAAGGAGGGUCUCCUCGAUGAUUUUCCAACUGGCUUAGGGAUUCUGGUCCCUGACGAGGAUAAAGUGACCAAGGAAAAAAAGCCAGCUGGAACCUCUGAGUCUUCCAACUACCAUACUGGCCACUUGAUCAAAUCCUCAAUGACUAUGAUUUGCCAAGCACGUGGAAUCACAGCGGGCGACUGGAUCCAGAUCAUCCCUGAUAUGCACUCCCUGACGACCAGUUGGCACUGUCAAGUGAAAGAUGUUGAUGAGGAUCUUGCGUCUUUUACAAUUCUAGAGCCUAUCGAAACAAGAUCGAAUCUUUCACUCAGCAAUACUGUGCAUGAUGCCCAGCAGGUAAAUUUUGUGUGUUAUGAUCAGAAUUUCGAUGACAUGAAACCUCAAAAAAAGCAAAAAACCAUGCUGAGAAUACUGGAUACACUACCAAGCAUUGAAUUGAUGGCGCAAUGGCUCGGACCCUCGGAUUCUGAAAAAGUUAUCUCAUCUUGGCGUGGGCGGAUAACUCCCGCCGCACUUGACAUGCUACGGUGGAUCAUUGCUUCUAACCGAUCAUGUAUUCUGCAAGACCACAGCGAUGCAAACCAUCUGGUCAGUGGAAUGCCAUGUUACAUGCAAUUUCGACUUGUUCAAGGUGCCCCUGAUAAAGAACAGCGUUUUAUCAACGCCGUCAAGUCGGUAUCAAUGGUCCAAAACCCAGAACACCCGACGUUAUUUGCAUGGCAUGGUAGCCCCGUCUUUAAUUGGCACAGUAUCUUGCGAAAAGGGCUCAAUUUCGAGAGAGUCAGUAAUGGCAGAGCAUGCGGGAAUGGAGUGUACUUUUCAAGCCAUUUUUCCACGUCAGCGGGUUAUAGUUCUUCUCUUGCUAGUCAACGGGGAGCUGGGGAUAUAGUUGCUUACAACUGGCCUCAGAGCAUACUGAACAUGACGACUGUAGUGUCCCUGAACGAGAUCGUCAACAGCCCAAAAGAAUUUGUCUCUCAAGUCCCGCACUUUGUUGUCGACCAUCUGGACUGGAUCCAAACAAGAUACCUUUUCGUGGGACACCGCGGGCUUGCGAAUCCUCGACUGCCGGCCGUUCAGAGAUCCAAAUCCAUGCCGUUCUUUAGCCAGGAUCCCAAAUACCCAGUAUUUGGGUCAGGCAACAGUCAUGUCACGAUACCUCUUUCUGCAGUCAGCAGUAUACGACGUCAGAUGUUUGGAAUCUCGUCUCCAGUGCCAUCGCUAAAAUCACCAACUCUAAUUCGGGAAGAGUCCCCCGGGUCUGAGUCGUCAGAUAACAAGGUUUUUGAUGCAAACAGUGAGGAUUGUGCUAGUGUCUCAACAGCAACGGAUGAUCUCAACCUACUGAUAUCCGAAUCUGGGACCGAGGAUAGCAUCACUGGAAUCAUAGUUGAAGCUGGGAUCACCCUUGAAACCGAGACCACAGUCGAAAAUUCAUCUGGAAAGAAUUUUCAACUGGCCACACCUCCCGCUCAUACAACCCUCGAGACCGACUUUGUACCAGGAACCCUGCAGGCAAGCUGCUUGCCGAUCAUUGCACCGCCCCGGCAUGCAACGACAAUUGCUACGAAGGUGCUCCAAAAACACCUCCAAACCACGCUUAGAGUCCAGAAAAAGGAGGCACCCGCAGAGCUUGGAUGGUGUGUUGACCCUAAUCUCAUCUCAACGGUAUAUCAAUGGAUUGUCGAGAUGCAUAGUUUUGACCCUGCUUUGCCUUUGGCCCAAGAUCUCAAGGCAGCGAAACUCAAUAGCGUUGUCCUUGAGAUACGGUUCCCACGUGAGUUUCCUAUGCAUCCGCCGUUUGUUCGAGUGAUUCGCCCCCGUUUCUUGGAGUUCGCAGCCGGCGGAGGCGGCCAUGUUACAGCUGGAGGAGCCAUGUGCAUGGAGCUGCUAACCAACUCGGGCUGGUCUCCCGUUACUUCCAUCGAGAGCGUUUUGCUGCAAGUUCGUUUGGCGCUCAGCACCACCGAGCCCCGGCCAGCACGCCUGCUGGCUAGAGGAACCAAGAGGGAUUAUGGAAUUGGUGAGGCCGUGGCGGCCUUCAAAAGAGCUUGUUUAUCUCACGGAUGGCAAGUUCCCAGUGACCUAGAGCUCAUUUCGUACUGA
Molecule: messenger RNA, 3465 nt
Organism: Penicillium longicatenatum
Lineage: Eukaryota; Fungi; Ascomycota; Eurotiomycetes; Eurotiales; Aspergillaceae
Product: putative ubiquitin conjugating enzyme
Exons: 2
Coding region: 1-3465 (1154 amino acids)
Molecular function (GO): NAD+ poly-ADP-ribosyltransferase activity
Source: RefSeq, a predicted model, not a curated record